This is a messenger RNA of Balaenoptera ricei (Rice's whale), 1479 nucleotides long. It is a transcript of the gene TMEM202, whose product is annotated as transmembrane protein 202. Bases 1 to 816 code for a protein of 271 amino acids. The transcript is spliced from 5 exons. The record is from RefSeq and is a predicted model, not a curated record. Gene Ontology annotation, cellular component: plasma membrane. NCBI's taxonomy places the organism in Eukaryota, Metazoa, Chordata, Mammalia, Artiodactyla, Balaenopteridae.
AUGGAGGGGAAGGAACAAUUAAUCUUUAGCUUCUACUGUCCCAAGGUUCCCAAAGUCAAGGGGUACCGGAAAUACCAAAGGCCUACCCUCCCCACCAACCAACAUCCGAGUGCCUCGAUGCCACCCCAGAGGCUGCAGCAGCAUGUGGAUCAGACACACACCUACAUCCGAAUGUUCUGUGGCAGCCUCUGUGGUUUUAGCCUCCUAAUGCUGAUCUGCGUGUCCCCACUGAACUGGGUGCAGUUCCUGGUGAUCAACAAUGGCCUUGAGCUCUACGCAGGACUCUGGAUCUCAUGCAACCAUGAGCUGUGCUGGAGCCACACACCCAAGCCACCCUAUUACCUCCAAUAUUCCAGGGCCCUCUUCCUCAUCUCUGUCCUCACCAUACUUGUUGCUCUUGGCUGGCUCUUCAGAUCUUGCCUCCCUAGAAGAGGAAGAAUGACUCCUAACUUGGAUCUGAAGGUAUCCAUGCUCAGCUUCAUCUCAGCCUCCUGCUUGCUCCUCUGCCUCAUCCUAUUUCUGGCACAGGUUCACUGGCAUUCUAGGGAUGCCAUGGAGUCAGCUCUCCUAUGGACCUACCAUAUGAAUUGGGGGAGUGACUUCUUAUACAUGUUUGCUGGGAUUAUCUCCUUCCUCAACCACAUAACUUCCAGAUCUCCUCCCCUUGAUCAAGAUGUCACUGCAGUUCCCAUAGACAAGUCAAGGCUGGGGAUUGGUCCAGUGACUACAGUAUCGCCUGCUGAAGAUGCUGGGUCAGGGUCUCAGACAGAAUCUACAAGUGAGAAAGAGAAAAAACUAUCAAGUACAGAACUGUGAUGGUGAUAGGAUAACCCAACUACUUCCUGUCUUAAAACAGGGGAGAAGCUAACUGAGUAGGGAAUGAUUGUGCAGAUUCGAGGAAACUCUCCUAAUAUCAUGGCCAUAUUACUGAAGGAGAGAGCUUUAAAGCUGAUGAAAUGUCCUUUGUGUAUGUUGCAUCCAAAAUAUGUAUGAUAGUCAUAAAGAAAAUACUGAAAACUCACCCGAGACAAAGUUUCUAAAAGAAAAUAUCAGUGUUUAGGGCCAUGAAUGAAAGAAACUAGCAAUAGAUGCAGUGCGUGAAUCAGAGCUCUCUUUGGGCAUCAGGGAUUUCAUAGACCAGAAUGGUCAAUGUAGAAAAAUGUCACCAAAUUUUGUUUGAAAUUUUCUUUAUCGUGUGUGGCUUUGGGAAUACCCAGGAUGGAAGGCAUUUGAACAAUAUUGUUGAUUCUAAUUGGAGAUCAUUACCAGAAAUGGAAUGAACAACAAUGGAGAUAAUACCUACCACCCAAAGGAGGUGAGAGGUGCUGGGUAGAUUCUGGGGAAUCCAUGACAUCCCACUUCUUAUGAAGAUUGGUAAUUUGAAAACCUUACAGUCUAUCAGGUAAACCAACUGCUUCUCCCUAAGCUAGAGGUUAUGUUAACCAGGCAUCCAUAAACUCUCUGAAAUUCUAUACAAAA